Messenger RNA from Loa loa (African eye worm), 1011 nucleotides. RefSeq lists its product as hypothetical. The transcript has 6 exons. Bases 1 to 1011 code for a protein of 336 amino acids. NCBI's taxonomy places the organism in Eukaryota, Metazoa, Nematoda, Chromadorea, Rhabditida, Onchocercidae. Gene Ontology annotation, molecular function: lipid binding. The record is from RefSeq and is a predicted model, not a curated record.
AUGAAAUAUAAAAUAUUAAUCAAUAAUUUCUACUUCUUUUUAUUUUUGCAUUUGCAGCGUUUAGCAUUUAUAAAUUUAACUGAUCAUUUUGAUUCCAUUAAUUUGGUUGAUAAUCAUAGUAUAAGCAAACUUUUUCGUCGUCUUACUAAUGGUUUAUACAUUGAUAAUCGUAAUAUUAAUGAUCCAAUUAUUACAUCGGAUUAUUUUGAAACACAACAGAAAGGUGAAAUCAGAUAUGUCGAUGAUCAUCGUCCAACUCCAUUUAAUGCUCCCGUAAUGCAUACCGGAAAUGAUUCAUCCAGAAUGUUGUAUUUCUACGGUUCGGAGUAUCUGUUCAACUCAUUUCUUUAUCAUGCUUAUGAGGGUGAUCGUAUGAUUGUUGAGAUUGAUGAAAAUACUUUGCCACCACAAUACAAAUCAAUUGUUCGAACUAAUUGUGAUAAUUCACAACAAAAUAGCCGGAAUUUCGUAUCAUACCUUUGUUUGGGUAUUUUAAUACCGGAAAUAGCUAAACAUUAUCCGAAUACAUCAUCAUCCUUCCUGUUAUUACCGCAUCAAGUUCCGGAAUUUCGAUUUUCAAAAGAUACAGGUUCUAUUGAUCUAAAAAAUCGUGUGUUAACAUAUAUAAAUGAUGGUAAGCGAAAAAAACAAAUCAUGGUAAGUACAGCAGAUCUUCAGGCGGAUUUUCGCUUACUUAUUGAAGAUGAGAAAUUUGCGGCAGCUUUGAAAAUUAAUAAAUUUAAUAUAAGGUUACAUCGAAGUGCCAUUAAAGGCCUUACAAGUAAUUCAAUUACACAACUUGCGCCAUUAGCUAAAACAUUCCUCGGACCUCAACUUGUUAAGGCAUUGAAGAAUGGCAUCCCACUUCCAUUAACGGAUUCAAUUGAAUUUAUCAAUCCAGAAUUAAUUAUUCAUGAUAAAUACGUCGAAAUUGCAACCGAUUUUCGUUUAGGCGAAAAGCAUUUACGCGAGGAAGUUAAGAAAGCAUUUGCUUCAGUAUUUCAUACUUGA